Molecule: messenger RNA, 2897 nt
Organism: Alosa sapidissima (American shad)
Lineage: Eukaryota; Metazoa; Chordata; Actinopteri; Clupeiformes; Clupeidae
Gene: arrb2b
Product: arrestin, beta 2b
Exons: 15
Coding region: 201-1433 (410 amino acids)
Biological process (GO): positive regulation of ERK1 and ERK2 cascade; G protein-coupled receptor internalization; signal transduction
Cellular component (GO): cytoplasm
Molecular function (GO): angiotensin receptor binding
Source: RefSeq, a predicted model, not a curated record
CAGUGCUGCUGUCAGAGGCGGUCGACGGAAUCGAGAGAGGUUUCCGUCUGCGGAAACGAAUCGACAAGAGAGAGAGCGAGCAAAUUCAUAGGGCUCCGAGAGGAAGAAAGACUGAAGAGAAAGGUGGACCCAGCGCAAACACACAUUCACCUUACUUGAAUACAUUUAUACUUAAAACAUUGAAGAUAAGGCCUGCGGAGAUGGGCGAUAAGGCGGGGACCAGAGUCUUCAAGAAGUCCAGCCCUAACUGCAAGCUCACAGUAUAUUUGGGGAAGAGGGAUUUCGUGGACCAUCUCGACCAUGUGGACCCUGUGGAUGGAGUGCUCUUGGUUGACCCUGAAUACCUUAAAGACAGAAAAGUGUUUGUGACCCUAACGUGUGCGUUCCGGUACGGCCGGGAGGAUCUGGACGUGCUAGGCCUGUCCUUCCGGAAGGAUCUCUACAUCUCCACCUUCCAGGCCUUCCCCCCGCUGCCAGAGGAGCGCAAGCCCCUCAGCCGGCUGCAGGAGCGGCUACUCAAGAAGCUGGGUCAGCAUGCACACCCCUUCAACUUCACCAUUCCUCAGAACCUACCUUGCUCAGUGACCCUACAACCUGGACCAGAAGAUACAGGCAAGGCGUGUGGAGUGGACUUUGAGGUCAGAGCUUUCUGUGCCAAGUCAGUGGAUGAGAAAAUCCACAAACGGAACUCUGUGCGGUUGGUGAUUCGUAAGGUGCAGUAUGCUCCAGAGAAGCCAGGCCCCCAGCCCAUGGUGGAGACCACCCGCAGCUUCCUCAUGUCUGACCGGUCCCUACACCUGGAGGCCUCGCUGGACAAAGAGAUCUACUACCAUGGUGAACCCAUUAGCGUGAACGUCCACGUCACCAACAACUCCACCAAGACCGUCAAACGGAUCAAAAUCUCAGUGCGGCAGUAUGCUGACAUCUGUCUGUUUAGCACCGCACAGUACAAAUGCCCCGUGGCACAGGUGGAGGCUGAUGACCAGGUGUCCCCGAGCUCCACUUUCUGUAAGGUGUACACACUCACCCCCACGCUGACCAAUAACCGGGAGAAGAGAGGCCUGGCGCUGGACGGCAAGCUCAAGCACGAGGACACCAACCUGGCCUCCAGCACCAUAGUGAAGGAUGUGUCCAAUAAGGAGGUCUUGGGCAUCCUGGUGUCCUACAGAGUGAAGGUCAAACUGGUGGUGUCUCGUGGAGGUGAUGUAUCAGUGGAGCUGCCUUUUGUUCUGAUGCACCCCAAACCCACAGACCAGCCCAGCUCAAGGCCCCAGUCAGCUGUGCCUGAAACGGAUGCACCUGUGGACACCAACUUGAUUGAGUUUGAGACAAAUAAUUUCUCUCAGGACGAUGACUUUGUGUUUGAGGACUUUGCUCGCCUGCGGCUGAAGGGCAUGAAGGACGACAAGGAUGAAGACGACCACUUUUGCUAACGUCUCACCUGAGCCAACCCUCCAGCCCAGCCCAGCUCCUGUCCCUCCUCAUAACUGAACGCGUGGCCAGCAAAGGGGCAGUGGCGCUAGCCUGCUCCAUAGCUACUCCCAGUCGGGGGCCCAAUCAGAAAAACAUGGAAUGCUUAUCCUUCACCUUUUGUUUUCCCUCUAACUUACUCCUCCAUUAUUCUCCUCUUUCGCCUUUUCCUUCUCUUUCAAUAUAUGUUUUCUCCUUGAUCCUUGUUCUUUCUUUCUGGUCAUGUCUAAUGCUGCUGUUGAGCAGUUUUUUUUGUCCCCAUUUGGUUAAACCAGAUGAUGCACAAGUGUAAUAUGAGAGAGAUGUUUGGCUGGAUUGCGGAGGGUCCAUUGAUUCAGGGUUGAUGCAUAUGUGUCUAUGUUUUUAAUUUUCUUCUAUCAUGUCCGACAUUAUAUAUGAGGCGGGCUUUAUUACCAAUGUAAGGACAAAAGUACCAUCUAACUUGUGUACUGUAUGCCUUGCACAAGUUAGCAGCUGGGGAUGAAGAACGUUUGUUCUUGUGGUUUGCCCCCCCCCCCCCCCCCCCCCCUUUCCUUCUCCCACUUCCUCUAAUAGAACAUACCUGUCCAUUAUGUACCUUUAAUACAUAAGACACUGGCAUUACAGUUCCGCGACCUCAUACAGAUAUGUCAAAUUAACCUAUCUUACAUAUCUUUGUAAGUUCGUGUGACGGAUGGGCUUAUGUCAUUUCCUGUGCACAGGUAGUGCACUUGUAACACACAGAACAGUGUGGCCUUUUUUAUGGGUAGAAAAUAUAAGAUGGCUAAAUAUAUAGGACCACAAAGAGAUAUUUUGUAUCUUCUUUUUUGUUUUCUUUGAGAAAGAGCAUCUAUUUGUUAUGUACAAUUGUAGAAUGUGUGUAUGCUGUCUCAAGUCUCUGGUAUAAUGGCACCACGAGGCUGACACAUAAGAUGGACACUGAGAUGCCUAAUUAUUCAACACACACAGACACACACACACACACACACACACACACACACUACAUGUACUGAACACACAGUCACUCACUCUCUUAAAAAAUCUGUCUAGUGCAGAUUUGUUUUUGUUUUCUUUUUGGGGCUUGCUAUUACUUGUUUUUUCCCAGUAGAUAUUAGUUGGAACUUGAUUACCAAAAGUCUUUUUUUCCUGUAAUGGAUAUCAUUGCAUUUGAUUGAAAUGUUCAAAACUGAUACCUGCCACCAAAUGGAAAAAUGCACCAUAAACAUGAACAUACUGUACAGUAUCUACACCCAUGCAGUUAAAACACUGGUAGUUGAAACAGAUACAAAUCUAAUAUAUUAAAAUGUGUGUAAUUGUUUCAUAGUGAUACACAUCUUUAUGGAUCAGAUUCUUAGCAAUGACAUUUUACUCUAUGGACCAGAGUCCACUCAAUAAUGUCAUGAUGGAUGGAAAUGGUAGAUGAUAAAUACAAUGGCUAGUAAGCAUAA